Molecule: messenger RNA, 432 nt
Organism: Salvelinus sp. IW2-2015
Lineage: Eukaryota; Metazoa; Chordata; Actinopteri; Salmoniformes; Salmonidae
Source: RefSeq, a predicted model, not a curated record
AUGGCCCACCAGAAUAGUCGCUCCUUCCGACACGUGGAGUCUAUAAUUUGUAACCUGACCAGCUCUGCCAAAAGUCAGCGAUCCAAGGAGGUCCUUUGGGACACCUUCAACCCCUGUGAGGUCGUGAUGAGCCUGGGGUUCAUGCAGGUGUCGGUGUGGCUGGUCAGCCUACUAGCCGUCCUUGCUAACCUCCUGGUCCUGUUGACCAGCCACAACAAACUGACAAUCAUCCGCUUCCUCCUAUGCAACCUUGCCUUGGCAGACCUCUACAUGGGCAUGUACCUCCUGCUCACCGCAUCAGUGGACCUCUACAUGCGCUCCCGGUCCCACCACUACGCCAUCGACUGGCAGACUGGCGCCGUCUGCCAAUUGGCCGGGGCGCUCACAGUGUUCGCCAGCGAGCUGUCAGUCUACACGCUGGCUGCCAUGUAG